UAACUAUUUUUAAUGUAAAGUAAAAAAAAAAACUAAUCACUCAAAUGUGCCCUGCUUCAUCUUUACUGUUUCAAAUAAAUUAGAAACAUGAACGCAGAAAUACUAGUCCACUACCUUAUUUCAAAUCUAAUCUAAAUUUAUUUCUAAAGCGUUUUCAUGCACAAAGUGCUUUACAGUAUAAAACACGGCAGUCUUUUAUCAAUUGCACUUAAUGAACGGAAGGGGGCAGCAACACGCCAAUGCUUCAUUUAACUUCGUAAUCUUAUCGGAAAAAGAAGAAGAUAAUUAACACUCACAGGUACGUUUUUAAGGAUAGUAUCAGUAUGUCAAAUUUGGUGCCCUACGAAGAAACCAUACGCCAAAUGUAUGGAAACGGUUUUUCAGACAAACAGAUAUCCAAUUAUCUAAUCUUUGAAAUGGGGCUGCGUAGAGGAGCUUCUGAAAGAAGCAUAAGACAAUUUAGGAUUGACAGGGGACUCGUCAGGAAGACUGUCUCAGAUGAACACCUAGAGCUAGCCGUUGCUGAAGCCAUAUCCAAGACCGGACCAAGAUAUGGCCGAAAGAUGAUGACGGGCUAUUUGGCAGCACAGGGUGUCCGUGCAUCAGAGGUUCGCGUGGGAACGGUUUUAUCACAGAUGCACGAGCCCUACCAUCAAGAGAGACGUCAGGGAGCAGAAAACCUGAACCCACAGCCAUACCAAGCUGAGUAUAUGGGACAUAAGCUGCACAUGGACCAGAAUGAAAAACUGGCCAUGUAUGGUGUAACCCAUGUUUUGGCAAUUGAUGGAUUCAGCAAAAAAGUCGUCGCACACUCUACAAUGCCAGUAAAAAAUAAUCUAACAAUCUACCAGGAGGUGUACCGUCAAGCAGUCCUUGCUUAUGGGCUAUGGGACCAAGUUAGAGUGGAUCAUGGUACAGAGUUCUACCUCAGCUUGUUUAUUCAAGAAAUGUUGGCUGAGCAUCGGUACAACAAAGAGAGAAGGCCAUACAUCCAAUCUACAUCAACAAAAAAUCAUACAGUGGAGAGGAUCUGGCCUGAAAUAAACACAAGGGUCAAUUAUCCCAUUAAAACUGCUAUUGUUCAAUUGAUUGACCAAGAAAGACUGAACAUGGAUGACAACUUAACGAGGUACUGCACAUCCAAUCUGACCUGUCAGUUAAGCAACAUUGGAGUACAGAGAACGUUGCAGGCAUGGAAUGCCCAUCGAAUCCCGGGCAAAGGCAUUCCCAACAAUUUGGCACAAUGUGGCUGCAAGGCAAAUGUCACCGAAGACCUUCUCCCUGAAGCUUCUGCUGCUGCAGAUUUCUACAGACAAGAAGUGGGGAGUUCACUGACUAGAGAGUCGGUAUUUGGUACUGACCCAUUCCUUUCAGAGGAGGACAAGAGUCAGGCAGAAACAGAGUUCAGUUUGCUUCACACAGAUGUAGCAGCUUUGUUUGACUCUGUAGUAAACAGGCACUUCACACCAUUCCAAGAGUGUUUGAUAGACCUUGUAAACAUAACUAGGAGGUAUGUGUGAGAUGGGUUCCAGACAGGUGAGGAAUUUCAGGUGGGAUGUAACAGUGUUGCAGGCUUUUGUUUUUAUUGUUACAAGUAAGUUGAAUUUUGUUUAUACUUUGAAAUUAUCUUAAAGUUUUCAAUUCAUGUUAUUGAGCAGUUUAGUUUUAGUCUCAAAAUGUCUUCAGAAUAUACGGGUUUCAUAUUUGUCUUUAAUCUUUGUUCAUUGUAUAACACACAUUUUGCAAUUUCAAAAUCCAUUGGUACUUAGGGGAGAACAAACAUAUAAUUGUAUGCUCAUUAGGCCGUUACAUUUGUUAAUAAACCAUAUGUCUGUGUAAUAUUUAGUAUUCUGUGGUUUUACAUUAAGGUUCAGAAAAUCAAAAUCAAUAGAACGUUUAGAAUUUGCUCCUUUUAGUAGGCAACAUGAAAAGUAUAAAACCCUCUAUUCACAUUAUCUGGGACUCAUUGGACCAAGCUGAAUAUCUUUUUGAUAAAAAAAGGAAGGAUUUUAUUUUGUUAUUUUUUGUUAUUUUUUCCCCCCCAGAAACCAAAAACCGACAUCCUGGUGUGUACAGAAAAGGUUAGGAUAGGAUAAAGAAUAUAUAUACUAGAGAUGGGUAGAUAAAGCCUUGUGAAAGUUUUGAGAUCUAUUCCCUAUUGUUAAAAUAAAAAUAGAUGAAAUAAAAAAAUAAAUAGAUUUGAAGCUACAAAUCCUCAAGAAAGACCAUACUAGGGACAUCUAGUGGUCGACUACAGCAGCCACAAAAACGUCUGCAUGAUUCACACAAUUUCAUCUGUUCUUCCAACACAAAAGCCAUAAAGUCCUUUUGAAGCCGUUAUGUCUUCAUUCUGGAGACAUUGUCCAAUUGUGAAAAUGUAACAUUUAAAUUUUAUUUUACUAAUAAAACAUGUUAAUGUGUUGUCCUGUCACUUUAGUAUAAUUUGGCUACUUGAAUCAUGAUUUAGAUUAACGUGACAGAUUUACGCUGUGAGAUCGUCGGGCAUUUCAAAAUCAGUGUUUUGGAGGUAUGACCUUAAUAUUACAGGCUAUGAUUGGUGAACUAAACAACCAUAUUAGAAAUUACUUAAAUAUUAUGGAUGUUAUGUUUUUGCUGUCGUUUGGGAGAGUCUGUCUGUUGGCAACUUUAUGCAAAAACUGCUGAACAGAUUUCCAUGAUUAUUUGGCUGAGAAAGGGUCUUGGUCUAAGACUCCAUUAAAUUUUGGUAUUGAUCCGGAUGACCAUCUGGAUCCAGGAAUUUUUUCAAAGGAUUUUUUCUCAUUGUAAGAUAGGACAAUUUUCAGUAUGUGCAUAUAACUUCACAGUAAAUGGGCAAAAAGGUUUGACAAGAUAGGGGAGACCGGGGAUGGUUGUAACACUUUUUGCUGCAACACCUGUAACUCAUUGAAUUUUUGAGCUACAGUUCUCAAACUUUUAUAUGAAAUACCCACAUUUUUUCACAAAAAAUGCACCAAUUCAGAAA
Melanotaenia boesemani (Boeseman's rainbowfish) is the source of this 2983-nucleotide messenger RNA. RefSeq lists its product as uncharacterized. NCBI's taxonomy places the organism in Eukaryota, Metazoa, Chordata, Actinopteri, Atheriniformes, Melanotaeniidae. Bases 324 to 1520 code for a protein of 398 amino acids. The record is from RefSeq and is a predicted model, not a curated record. Gene Ontology annotation, molecular function: nucleic acid binding. The transcript is spliced from 6 exons.